Metopolophium dirhodum (rose-grain aphid) is the source of this 2678-nucleotide messenger RNA. RefSeq names its product RISC-loading complex subunit tarbp2-like. Bases 449 to 2146 code for a protein of 565 amino acids. NCBI's taxonomy places the organism in Eukaryota, Metazoa, Arthropoda, Insecta, Hemiptera, Aphididae. The record is from RefSeq and is a predicted model, not a curated record. The transcript is spliced from 9 exons.
GUAACACUACAUAUUCACCCACCAACCAAUAAUCAGUUUAGUUUAUUAUAGUAAAAGUCGGGAAUUUAAAAUAGGUAAAUAUAAAAAUAAGUAUAUGGUAUAUGUUGUUAGUGUGUGCGUGUGUGUCGGUCCCACCGUUAUCUUCAAUGUCCACUGAAAAAUUGUAUACAAUUAUUACAAUAUUGAGUUAUAUUAGAUAUUGAGAUAUUUAUUAUUUAAUGUUUUAAUAGGAUAGGUUAUAGUAUAACAGGAAACACGCGCUCGAAUAUUAAACGCAGAAUAGUUAUGUACGGUUCUGAAAUAAAUUGAAUCAUUUUAUUGUCUACACGAUCAGAAUAUUAAGUGUUCGUUCCAUGUAGUAAUAUAGUGCGAUUUGUACGUUUUAAUUUCUGUUCAAAAGUAAAAUAAUGUCGGUUCUUGAUGAAUAAGUAUCAAAUUAAUAUUCAGAAUGAUAAAACAUAAAGAUAUCACAAUUCCAGCCACUGAAGUUGUUGAAUGUACUGUAAAGAAAUGCUAUAAUGACCAGAACAAAAGAAAAAUUAAAACAUCUAAUAAAUGGAGAAAAUCAAGAAUACACAAUUAUGAAAAUCGAAAUUCUAUUGAAAUGGAUAAAAUAAAAAAAUGUGAUACGCAAUUGCCGCUUCAGCAAUAUCAUCAAAAUAAACCAUCAUUAUCGGUUAAAGGCUACAAAUAUAGACACAACGUUAAUGAUCAAUUCUAUAUAAAUAAAAAUAAUAUUUGUGAUAACCAUUUACAAUCAGAACAAUCAUCACCAAAAUGUGAUAUGUCUGAAAAUGAGGACCAUAUAAAAAAUAAUAUAUACAAUUUGGAAAAUACAAACAUUGAUAAUAGUGAACAUGAGGCUAAAACAAUUACUGAUGAAACACAAACAAAUAAAACAGCUAUAUCUUUAUUAAAUGAAUGGGCCAUGCGUGGUGAAGAAAAAAAACCAUUUACUGUAUCGUAUGUGCUUGUGGCUAUAACUGGACAUGCACAUAAGCCAAUAUUUACAUACAUGUGUCAAACACACAAUAUGAAAGCUUUAGGAGAGGGGAAAUCUAAAAAGGAAGCAAAACAAAAUUCUGCUGCUCAGAUGUGUGAAAAACUUUUUAAUUUUAAAAUUGACUUUGUGAAUGACAGUGAUAAAUUCAUAUCGUCUACCACUGAUAACUCUGAAAUUAGUGAAAAUGAUACAUUUUUAAGUAGUACUGAAGGAUCACAAACUAUAGAUGAAACUAACUCAGAUGUGGAUGAUGAAGGAUUGCAACAAUUUAAAUAUGAAGCAGUACAAAUUGCACAUUGUGAUAUGAAUCCUAUUGGAGCCUUACAAGAGUUGUGCACAACUUAUAAAUGGACACCUCCAGUCUACAGUUUUGAGAUAUUAAAGAAAGAUCAAAGUGAAUGUAAAGUAUUAUACAAAGUUACUUGUGAAGUUUUUCAUUUACAAACAAUGGGAUCUGACAGUAUCAAGAAAGGAGCUAAACGUAAGGCCGCACGUCUGAUGUACGAAAAGAUUUUUGACGUUGGCAUAGAACAAUUAAAUGAAUUAAAAUCUUCAUAUCCAAUAACGCUGUUAUCAACUGAGGAUUGUGAACAAAAUAAAUGCAUUUCUAUAAUACAUGAUGAGGAAAAUCAAAAACUCUCAAAUAAAUGGGUUUCAGCAUAUUGUUUUCGUUCAUAUUUUACAGAAACAACUGCAUCUAGAACGGCAAUAAAUGAUAUAACAACAGUUUCUUUAGUUGAGAAUAAGGAUAAUCCAACGCAAGAGGAUCAACAACUAGGGCGAUCUACAACGGAACUGGAACACUAUAUUGAACAUUAUGAUCCCAAUGAAAGUGCUGUUAAUAAAUUAGAAACUUUAUGCAAGGAACUAGGUUUCCAAGCAAUUUAUGUAUGUCUGGGAGUUCAAAAAAAAAAAGAUAUUGAAAACAAUACUGGCCAAGAUGAAGAGUAUGCUGUAUUGGUACAAGUAACUUCUGUACCGAUCACUGUUACGACUGGAUAUGGAGCCACUACUGAUGUGGCGGCAGAAGAAGCUGCUAAAUCUAUACUACAGACGUUCAAAGCAAUGUUGCUCUUCACUAAGCCUGCUACCGUAAAUUUCAAUAAUAAUAAUGAGGAGGAGAAAAUUAUAAAUAUAUUGUAAACUCAAUCAUUUAAAUUAAGUAGUUAUGUAAUUGCACAUUUAUAUUAGUUAUAUGAAAAGUAUUUAAAAUAUUUAUUUAUUCAAUUAUGGUUAACAAAUUUUUAGGUUUAUCUUGGAUCAUUUAUAAAAGUAACACCAAUACGAAAUAAUUGUAUACAUUUUUUUUUUUACUUACACUUAAAUCAACAAGUUUUUAGUUUUUGUUUGUUUAUCAUUGAAAAAAACAUUAAGUAAGAUCGGUUUUUUUUUUGUACCCGAUCAUUAUAUUACCUAUAUUUUACAAACUACCUGUGUAAGUACUUAGUAUUAUGAUGUUUAAUCUAAAAUAAUUGUUUUAUGAUCUCACCUGUUAGUUGAUCAAAUAAAUUAUAUAGAGAAAUAAAUAAUAUCAAAAUAACAGAGCAAUAGGUACCUAUAAUAUUUAAGUUGUAAUAAUUGUAUGUUAUUAAUAAUAAGAAUUUUUUCCAUUAAAACUGUCAGGCCUUUUUUUUAUCAAUUAUAUGUAAUAUUAUAUAUUUAUAUGUACACGUUA